AUGACUCUUUUCUCCAUUUUGUGUCUCUCCGUGACACUAUUCCUAUGUCAGUCCUUGGUUCGUGCCGUUAACAAUGGCUAUUACGGGUAUAACCCGGUGGCCAGCUACCUACCCGAUAAACCACAAAAAAUCAUGAAUUCGGUGGACUCGUGUUGGCGGCUCAAGUCUGACUGGACCGCCAAUCGCAAAGAUUUAGCAGAUUGUGCGGUUGGAUUUGGAUCAUCUGCCUUGGGUGGCAAGAAAGGUGAUAUAUAUGUUGUCACAAACCCUAACGAUAAUGCUGAGAACCCUCAACCGGGUUCUCUCCGAUACGGUGUGAUCCAAGACAAGCCGCUGUGGAUCACUUUCGCUAAGGAUAUGGUCUUAACCUUGGAGAAUGAGCUCAUGGUUAAUAGCUACAAGACCAUAGAUGGGCGAGGAGCAAAAGUGGAAAUUGCGUACGGACCUUGCAUUACGAUACAAGGAGUGACGAACGUAAUCGUGCAUGGGAUCAGUAUCCACGACUGCAAACCGGGGAAGUACGGAAUGGUGAGGAGUAGCACGACACACGUAGGUCACCGCGAGGGUUCGGACGGUGAUGCGAUCGCGAUUUCCGGUUCAUCGAAUAUUUGGAUCGACCAUUGUUACCUAGCGAGUUGUACGGACGGCCUCAUCGAUGUGAUCCAUGCUUCCACGGGAGUCACCAUUUCCAACAACUAUUUUACUCAGCAUGAUAAAGUGAUAUUGCUUGGACACAACGAUGAUUUCGUGCAAGAUGUAAAAAUGAAAGUGACCGUGGCAUUCAAUCAUUUUGGACCAGGACUUGUGCAGAGAAUGCCAAGGGUACGACGAGGGUAUGCUCAUGUGGCAAACAAUAGAUACGAUAAAUGGAUAAUGUAUGCAAUUGGUGGUAGCGCCGAUCCAACCAUUUUCAGUGAAGGCAACUAUUUCAUUGCUUCUGAUAAUUCUAACAGCAAAGAGGUACUACUGUGUGACAAAGAGAGAAGUGAAAGGAGGGUGGAACAAUUGGAGAUGAAAACUUCAAAAGACGUUUUUAAGAACGGAGCUUACUUCGUUCCUUCUGGUUACGGCAGCGUUGCGCUUCCGUAUAGUUCUGCUCAAGGAUUCCAAGUCGCUCCAGGGAACUUGGUUCCUUCUCUAACUGCCGACGCUGGCCCUCUAAACUGCUACCUCAAUCGCCCCUGUUAUUAA
Eruca vesicaria subsp. sativa (arugula) is the source of this 1191-nucleotide messenger RNA. The record is from the annotation of a GenBank genome assembly. Lineage: Eukaryota; Viridiplantae; Streptophyta; Magnoliopsida; Brassicales; Brassicaceae.